Messenger RNA from Emericellopsis cladophorae, 819 nucleotides. Its product is annotated as DNA mismatch repair protein-like protein. Gene Ontology annotation, cellular component: mismatch repair complex. The record is from RefSeq and is a predicted model, not a curated record. Bases 1 to 819 code for a protein of 272 amino acids. The transcript has a single exon. Gene Ontology annotation, biological process: mismatch repair. NCBI's taxonomy places the organism in Eukaryota, Fungi, Ascomycota, Sordariomycetes, Hypocreales, Bionectriaceae. Gene Ontology annotation, molecular function: ATP hydrolysis activity; ATP-dependent DNA damage sensor activity; ATP binding.
AUGUUUGAGUCAGGGUCUUUGAGUUUAUCCGGCUCCAUCUCUAAGGCGGCGCUGGAACAAGCUGAAGUAAUAUCACAGGUGGACCGCAAGUUCAUUUUCGUCAAGUUGACGCUGGAAACAAAGUCCCGAGACUCGUCCUCCUCAUUGGUCAUGAUCGAUCAGCACGCCGCGGAUGAGCGUUGCAAGCUCGAAGAACUACUGGCUACGUACUUUCACCGCGAUGCCCAUGGCGAUCUCACUGCAACGACCGAGCCUCUAGACCCAUCUAUUCACUUCGAGGUUGGCCAUCUCGAAGGCGAGCUACUUGAGAGAUUCCGCCACCACUUCCGCACGUGGGGCAUUGAUCUAGAUGUCCGCAACGAUGGAGGGAAGAAGUAUGAAAGGGUGACCCAGGUCACGAGCCUCCCUCCCAGCAUUCUUGAGCGCUGUCGUCUUGAACCACGCCUGCUGAUCAACUUGAUCCGUACCGAAGCAUGGAACUUGGCCGAGACACGGCAAGCCCCUCUGCCGCCCUCUCGUGCUCCGGAGGGAUCUACACAUCCCUGGGCGGUCUACAUGAGUCGUUGCCCCCGAGGGAUCUUGGAAAUGCUCCACUCCCGCGCGUGCCGCAGUGCCAUCAUGUUCAAUGACGCUCUCACCAUUGAUGAAUGCAGAGAUCUCGUGAGGCGGGUAGCGCGGUGUGCCUACCCAUUUCAAUGCGCUCAUGGGAGACCAAGUAUGGCGCCUCUGCUUGACAUGGGAACCGGGCAGAGCGCGGCGGGUGGAAUUCUGGCAGCCGAGCAAGUUGGCAUGGAUUUGAAGGAGUGGACGCAAGACUAG